UCAUGAAACGAACGCUGUUGCUUCUCUGGUUGUACUCCUGUUGAGAAGCACUUCUUCCUUCCUGUAGCGAGGAGCGAGGAGCGAGGAGCGAGGAGCGAGGCGGGAGACGGCAACGGGGCGCACCGAUGAAGCGUUUCUUCCAGCCGAUCGUGAAGGAAGGUUCCUCCAAGAAGGCUGCGCUUUCUACCUCCGCCGACACUCCCCUUUGCCCCGCCGCAGACGGAGGAGACAAGAAGGAAGAGAAGAGGGGGUCGACGCCGCCACUGAAGUUCUUGACUUGGAAUGCCAACAGUCUCCUUCUCCGCGCCAAGAACAACUGGCCCGAGUUCUCCCGCCUCGUCCAGUCUCUCGAUCCCGAUGUCAUCUGCUUUCAGGAGGUACGCAUGCCUGCAGCUGGAUCUAAAGGUGCACCUAAAAAUCCAAGUGAAAUAAAAGAUGACACAAGCUCUUCACGUGGGGAAAAGCAGGUACUGAUGCGUGCUUUAUCAAAUCCUCCAUUUCGAGAAUACCAUGUGUGGUGGUCUCUUUCAGAUUCCAAGUAUGGUGGAACCGCUUUGCUUUGCAAAAAGCAACUUGAGCCAAAGAAGGUUUAUUUCUCACUAGACCGGUUAGGUACAAAACAUGAACCAGAUGGCCGGGUGAUUUUACUUGAAUUUGACUCAUGUUUUUUGCUAAAUACUUACUCACCUAAUAAUGGUUGGAAAGAGGAGGAAAACUCAUUUAUAAGAAGACGGAAGUGGGAUAAAAGAAUACUUGAAUUUGUUCUACAAAUUGAGAAGCCCUUGAUCUGGUGUGGAGAUCUAAAUGUGAGCCACCAAGAAAUUGAUGUUAGCCAUCCUGAGUUCUUUAGUAAUGCAAAGCUCAAUGGGUACAUUCCUCCAAAUAAAGAGGAUUGUGGACAACCAGGAUUUACCUUAGCAGAGAGGCAUCGAUUUGAUAGCAUACUAACUCAAGGGAAGCUGAUUGAUGCUUAUCGAUUUCUCCACAAGGAGAAAGAUAUGGAAGGAGGCUUUUCAUGGUCUGGCAAUCCUGUUGGCAAAUAUCGAGGUAAAAGAAUGAGGAUUGACUAUUUUAUAGUCUCUGAGAAAUUGAAGGAUAAAAUUGUUGCAUGUCAGAUGCAUGGGCAUGGGAUCGAACUUGAAGGUUUCUGCGGAAGUGAUCACUGUCCUGUUUCGCUCGUGCUUUCGGAUGAAGCAUGGCGAUCUUAGUCAUGUGUAUUGGUCUGUACAGUAGGUGACACUGACAGCUGACAAAUUUUGCGUUAGGAAGAUUGCUCCCUGAGAACCAUUUGGACAAAUUGGUUGCAGUAGAUUGUAUCUAAUUUGAUAAUGUCAUUAUAACUAUUAACACUCCUUUCCGAAA
Messenger RNA from Zingiber officinale, 1362 nucleotides. RefSeq names its product DNA-(apurinic or apyrimidinic site) endonuclease. The coding region runs from base 126 to 1208 and encodes 360 amino acids. NCBI's taxonomy places the organism in Eukaryota, Viridiplantae, Streptophyta, Magnoliopsida, Zingiberales, Zingiberaceae. The transcript is spliced from 9 exons. The record is from RefSeq and is a predicted model, not a curated record. Gene Ontology annotation, molecular function: phosphoric diester hydrolase activity; double-stranded DNA 3'-5' DNA exonuclease activity; DNA-(apurinic or apyrimidinic site) endonuclease activity. Gene Ontology annotation, biological process: base-excision repair. Gene Ontology annotation, cellular component: nucleus.